Messenger RNA from Rubroshorea leprosula, 958 nucleotides. The record is from the annotation of a GenBank genome assembly. NCBI's taxonomy places the organism in Eukaryota, Viridiplantae, Streptophyta, Magnoliopsida, Malvales, Dipterocarpaceae.
ACAAAACAGGAAAAGGAAUCAAUCCUCUCCUUGAUUCAGCUCUGCGAUUCCAUCUUCUACUGUUGAAAAUGUCCUGCUGCGGAGGAAACUGUGGUUGCGGCGCAGGUUGCAAAUGUGGCAGUGGUUGCGGCGGCUGUAAGAUGUUUCCAGAUGUCACCGAGAACAAUACCAAGGAUACUCUCGUUCUGGGCGUCGCUAUUACCAGCAAAGUGAACUUUGAGGAAUCUGGUUUGGCUUCAGCGUCGGAAUCCUCUGCAAUGGCUUCACCUCCGAUACUGAGCCGAUGAGAGAAAACAGAAAGUAGACGCCGCGCCACCGCAGAGUUCCGAACCCCAUCGCCCAGGACGAAGCGAGGAACAAUGGCGUUUGCAAUGAAGCCAAGCAAGCCUGGUUUGGAGGAGACCCAGGAACAGAUUCACAAGAUCAGGAUCACUUUGUCCUCCAAGAAUGUUAAGAACCUUGAGAAAGUUUGUGCUGACUUGGUUCGUGGUGCCAAGGAUAAGAAGCUGAGAGUUAAGGGACCAGUGAGGAUGCCCACAAAGGUUCUUCACAUUACCACCAGGAAAUCUCCCUGUGGUGAAGGAACCAAUACAUGGGAUAGAUUUGAGCUCCGUGUCCACAAACGAGUGAUUGACCUGUUCAGCUCUCCUGAUGUGGUCAAGCAAAUCACCUCAAUCACUAUUGAACCUGGAGUUGAGGUGGAGGUUACCAUUGCUGAUUCUUGAAUGUGCUUCACUUUUCCCCUUUUUGGAUCUUUUGAGUUUCUUAAUUUGGAGAAGUUUCAUAUGUGGUCCUAAACAUAGCUCCCUAAGGAUAAAUGAAUGUUUACUGGAGGGUAUAACUGUAGUUGGUUAUUUACCAUACUAGUUUUGACAUUGGAGAGUGCUAUGUCAUGCAAGAUUCUUUUUCCUGUUCAUGUUUUUGAAUCUUCAUUUUUUCGCGGAUUUUAUUGAUUGCA